AGAAUUAAAAUAUAGCUCUUAAAGAGAUACGGUGUUCAGGUCAUCAGGUGUAGUGUUAAAAAAUGUAGAAUUAUUAUUUAAAAUAUUUAUAACUGGAAUAAAAGAGAAAACUAUAUAAUACGUUUAAUAUUAACGAUCGAAGAGAUAAAAGUUUGUAUAAGAAACACUGAAGUACUGUAACAUUUUUGUAUUGCGUUCUAUUUCUUGUUUUAAAUAAAAAAUUUUACCUCUGGAUAAAAUUUGCAUACAUAAAUUGUUCAAAUGAUUGUAAAUUAAGUACAUAUAAUAUUAUAGUUAUAGCUUUUAAUAUUCUAUUAGUAUAACAAAUCCCAUACGUACGUGUAGUUUUAACUCUAAAAUAAGAUUUAGAAAAUUUUACAAUGGCACUCGUGCCUGGAAGGAAAGAUACUUUUAUAGAUCAAAAUGUAAAAGAUGGUUUAAAUUUAUCGCAAAUGGAAGCUAUCGAAGUUCAAAAGAAAUUAAUUGAUGAAUGGGAACCUAAAAAUGAAGUAAUGGCAUUACAAUAUGGAAGUUUCAUUGUAGGAACAACAAGUUCUGUGUCUGCACAAAUGAUUAACAGUAUAUUUAGACGUAAAUUAAAGUUACGUUCUACUGGGCAAUUUAUAACAUCAUUCGGUUUAAUGAUAGCAUCAGGAGGAAUGGCAUUAAUAGGGCACGAAUUAUUGAUUACAAAUGACAUAUUAUUAUACAAAAACCAGUGUCCAGUAUGUUAUGAAAUGAAAGCAAGUUUACUCUUGAAUGGCACUGGAAUAUUGUAUCCUUUAUUGUUAGCACCAUCACUAAAUCUUGCGAUUGCAGGAAGUGUGGGAUUAAGAACUCCACACAUAUAUGAAGUAAAACAGGUUGUUGGAUUUUGGUGGAAUGUUGUUAAACCUGCAAUUAACCACAUCUCACUUGCAUUUUGUAUAAAUUCAGUUAUUGCUAGUUUAGUUGUUUAUAAGCAACAUGGACAAAUGAACAACAUAGCAAACAUUUUAAAACGAAUUGAAGAAAAACAAAGUGAAAACAGUUUAACAUAAAGGUACAUUUAAACAUCUUAAUGUAGUACAUUUUAUGUAUAUACAUUUAUAUAUGUAGUCUAAUACACAUUUGUACAUGUAUUGAUAUAUAAGGAAAAUAAAUGCUCU
This is a messenger RNA of Osmia lignaria (orchard mason bee), 1148 nucleotides long. Its product is annotated as transmembrane protein 126. NCBI's taxonomy places the organism in Eukaryota, Metazoa, Arthropoda, Insecta, Hymenoptera, Megachilidae. The record is from RefSeq and is a predicted model, not a curated record. Gene Ontology annotation, cellular component: mitochondrion. Gene Ontology annotation, biological process: mitochondrial respiratory chain complex I assembly.